AUGACUUCUGUAGAAGAUCAUGUUUCUACGUAUGAUUACGUCGUGAUUGGUGGAGGAACAAGUGGUUCAGUUGUUGCACGACGUUUAGCAGAAAAUGAAAAGCAUUAUAGUGUUUGUCUCUUAGAAGCUGGUCCCAGUCACGAAGAUAUUUACAAUAGCCAUAUGCCUGGUGGAAUGGGGGUGAUUGAUAGAACCAAAUUAGAUUGGAAUUAUGAUAUGGUGCUUCAAAAAGGAUGCAACAAUCGUAAUCUAAUUACUGUCCGAGGGCGCUUUCUUGGAGGUACCAGUGGAAUGAACGGAACAGUGGUUAUUCGUGGAGCUAAAGCGGAUUAUGAUCGCAUUGCUGAUAUGGGAAAUCCAGGAUGGAGCUGGCAAGAGAUGAUGCCUUAUUUUAAAGCAUCGGAAACAUUCCAUCCCGUCGAUUGGCACCAAGCAGAUUUAUCUGUUCACGGUACCGAUGGACCUUUACACACAUCAUUGCAUCGUCUGGCACCUAUCUCAGAGAAAACUCUUGAAUCAUUUAUCGAUUACGGUUUUCAGUACAAGCCAGAUAUGUUUGUUCAAGGUGAAUACGAAGGUGUUGGACAUGCUAUUCGCAGUGUUUACAAUGGCGUUCGUAGUACAGGUGCAGAUUUUGUGCACAACUGUAAGCUGGAAAAUCUUACUGUAAAAACGGGAGUAUUCGUCGAUCGAAUUAUCGUGGAUAAUAAUGGUAAAUCGAAUGCAGAAAAUCGUGAAUAUAGAGCAGUUGGCGUGGAAGCACAUGACGAUGUUAACGGUCAACCAAUGAUCAUAAAAGCAAGAAAAGAAAUCAUCUUGAGUGCUGGUGCUUAUAACUCUCCGAUGAUCUUAAUGCAUUCAGGCAUCGGUCCAAAAGAACAUCUGACCGAAAUGAAUAUUGAUUGUAAGAUUGAUUUGCCUGGUGUUGGAGAAAAUCUAAUCGAUCAUCCUAUUACUUUUACAUCCUAUCAAGUGAGCGAUCCAAAUCUUACCUUGGAUCGACUGGUUUUUCAUAAUCCUGAAACUGUCCUCGCAGCAAUCAAAGAAUGGAAUGAGACGAAAACGGGACUGAUGUCAACAGUUCCAUUCGAUCCAUUUGCACUGACACGAAUUGAUAAAACAAUUCGCGAUCCAGUUUGGGAAGCCGAGAAGUUGAAACAGCAGUGUGAUGAUCCAUCAGGUCAAUUACCAACCCAGCCUCACAUUGAAUUUCUUACUACUGAACUGUUUUCCGGUCCACCUCAUUAUGCCGAAGUAAAUCCGAAUAACCCGAUCAAUGGUGAAAGUGUUGUCACAUUGAUUACACUUCUGUGCAGACAACUAUCAACGGGAACCAUACGUUUGUCGUCCAAUGAUCCAACUAGCAAGCCGAUCAUUGAUCACGCCUAUCUUACGAACGAUUUAGAUGUAGCUGUACUUGCUGAAGGUUGUCGCAUUGGUCAUGAAGUGCUAACGAAGGGUCGAGCAACCAAAGACAUUAUCAGUGGGCCAUGGCCAAAAACUGUGUCUAUUCCGACCGAUUUGGACGGUUGGAAAGAACAUGUACGAGAAUUCACGACUAGUUGUGGUCAUCCAGGUGGUACAUGUAAAAUGGCACCCAGCAAUGAUCCUAUGGGAGUCGUUGAUCAUCGUCUACGUGUUCGAAAUGUGGAAAAUUUGCGCGUAGCCGAUGUGUCUAUUAUGCCUAUACUUAAUAGUGGACAUACACAAGCACCUGCAUAUGCCAUUGGCGAAAAGGUAGCAGAUAUGAUUUUACAGGAUGAAUUGGUUUAA
Molecule: messenger RNA, 1773 nt
Organism: Adineta ricciae
Lineage: Eukaryota; Metazoa; Rotifera; Eurotatoria; Adinetida; Adinetidae
Source: the annotation of a GenBank genome assembly